Podarcis raffonei (Aeolian wall lizard) is the source of this 1076-nucleotide messenger RNA. It is a transcript of the gene TMEM41A, whose product is annotated as transmembrane protein 41A. The record is from RefSeq and is a predicted model, not a curated record. The transcript has 5 exons. Lineage: Eukaryota; Metazoa; Chordata; Lepidosauria; Squamata; Lacertidae. Bases 120 to 899 code for a protein of 259 amino acids.
UGUUUGUGUGAGGGCGGGGCGCCGCGUCACGCGGGGGCAGGUCCCGGAGUUCCCCGCGCGGCGCUUUCCGUUCCUCGUCGUUUUCCGUUCCUCCCGGCGGCCGUUGUGAAUGCUCCGCUAUGCGCUCCCUCGGAGGGUUCUUGCUGGUCCUGGGGGCGGCCACGGCGGCGCUUUACUUGCUGUCGGUGCGGCUGCCCGGAGAGCCGCGCGCGGGGAGCGGGUCACUAAAGUUUCCUUCAGACCUAGAGGAACUGCAAAAGCUUGCAGAGUUUCUACGGUACUACAAUAGAGAACACCAUACUUAUGUGCUGCUACUGUUCUGCAGUGCCUACCUAUACAAACAGUGCUUCGCCAUACCUGGCUCCAGUUUUCUGAACAUCCUUGCUGGGGCUCUCUUUGGACCAUGGAUGGGACUCCUGUUGUGUUCUGCCUUGACUUCUGUGGGUGCCACUUGCUGCUAUGGGCUGUCCAAUGUGUUUGGGAAAAAAUUUGUCACCUACUAUUUUCCUGAUAAGGUGGCCAUGCUUCAAAGGAAGGUGGAAGAGAACAGAAAUUCCUUAUUUUUUUUCUUGUUGUUUCUGAGGCUGUUUCCCAUGACUCCAAACUGGUUUCUGAAUCUCACAUCUCCAAUCCUGAACAUCCCUGUUACUCAGUUCUUCUUCUCUGUAUUCAUAGGCCUCAUCCCGUAUAACUUCAUCUGCGUCCAGACUGGUUCAAUCCUUUCACAGAUCACCUCCCUUGAUGCUAUUUUCUCCUGGAGUACUCUGUUCAGGAUGUUGGCUAUAGCCAUGGUGGCAUUAAUUCCUGGGACCUUCAUUAAGAAAUUCAGUCAGAAGCAUCUCAACUUGGACAAAAACAACCAGAGUGCCCAUUUCCUCAAUGGGAGAAAGAGUAGCUGAAUGGGCUGGGUUAGGACCAGAUAUUAUAGAAGUCUAUUUAUGGGAAAGGUGCAAUUCUCCCCCCCCCACCAGCCCAUUUUGUUUUUACUGAACUUUAAAAUCCCUGGUGCAGGCUUGGGCAUCUCCUUUCAGUAACACAUAGACAGAAAACAAUUUCUGCUCUUAGUGUGUGUGUUU